This is a messenger RNA of Arachis ipaensis, 2728 nucleotides long. The record is from RefSeq and is a predicted model, not a curated record. NCBI's taxonomy places the organism in Eukaryota, Viridiplantae, Streptophyta, Magnoliopsida, Fabales, Fabaceae.
AACAUCAAUUAUUGGAAACCCCAUACACAAAGACACAUAGAUAUAGAUAUAGGCAUUAGAAUGGCACCAUAACCACCAUAACCACCAUAACAACUUGUUGUUCAUCAGCACCUCCCAAUUCCCAGAAACUCAUUAAAUAACUCCGGUGAUAGUGACUAAGACACUUUCCUCAAACAGGUAUUCUUCCCAGCGGUUCCACAAUUAAUGCAAUGCUUCAAAUCCUAUCCAUUACUCUCUCUUCACUAUUCACUAUUCACUUCCACUCCUAAACUGGCAGAUACCUCCAUUUACUGUUUCCUUUCCUCACAACCCCACUUUCCAAAAUCUUUUCUUUCUUUCAAGUAUUCAACACUACUAGACUAUACAUCAAUCUUCAAAUCUUGGAGAUUACAAGACAGAACAGAGCAGAAUCACCAGAGCUUGUAAUUGGAGGUGCAGAAUCAGUAGCAGAGAUUUUGAUUGGAGCCAAACACACAAAAUCCAAUUUUUGUGUCAAAUUCCAAUAUUUCUAAAUCAACUAAAACAGUUAAACUCAUGCAUACACAUGAAGCUUCGGAGAAACAGAGAAAAAAACAGAGAAGCAUAACAUGAAGAACAGCACCAAUUGCAGAACCUUUAGAGCUUCGAAUUGAAGAGAAACAGAGCAAAGAACAACAUGAAGGUGAAGAAGUUAAAGAGUUCCUCUGUUUUUUCAGCUACAGUAGUUUUUAGCGUUAUGUCCCUGUUCUUCUUCGUUGAGUUCAGUUCUGCUUUGAGUUCAAGCACUGAAAAGUUGAGUUCAAGAACCGAAUGGUUAUCGUUGCUUCAACUUCGAUCUUCAUUGGGUAUAAGAGCAAAAAACUGGCCAAGAAAAACCGAACCGUGCCGGAACUGGACCGGGAUUCAUUGCAAAACGGGUUCAGUUAUCGGAAUCAACAUUUCCGGUUUCAGAAGAACACAUAAAGCUAGUCUUCACCCAAGUUUCUCAGUUGAUGCACUUGCCAAUUUUACCCGUUUAGCUUCCUUCAAUGCUUCAGGUUUUGUGCUUAAUGGUUCUAUUCCUGAGUGGUUUGGUGACAAAAGCAAUAACAACUACCUUGGUGCACUCCAGGUGCUUGAUUUAAGUUCUUGCUCAAUAACUGGCUCUAUUCCUGAGUCAAUUGGUGGUUUGAUUUUGUUGAAGUCUGUGUUACUUUCUGGGAAUAGCUUAACUGGUAGAAUGCCUUCAGGUUUGGGAAUGUUGUCUAAUUUAUCUGUGCUUGAUCUCUCAGGAAAUGAACUUUCUGGGUCUAUUCCUGAUUCAUUGUUUUCACUUGGUAACCUCACAAGUCUUAAUCUUUCUUCCAAUUACUUAUCUGGGAAUGUUCCGAAUCAACUUAGUAACCUUUCAGGGCUUGAAACUUUGGACCUUUCCAACAAUGCACUAACUGGUAAUGUGCCUAGUGUCUUGUUUUCUCGCCUUUCGAAACUUCGAGUUCUCAAUUUGAGUGGUAACUUUAUUGAUGGUGAUCUUCCUGAUACUUUGUGGUCAUUACCGAGCUUGCGUUUCGUUGAUGUGUCCAACAACAACCUUACCGGUCCUCUACCGAAGUUUUUCGGUUCAAAUACUAGUUCUACUGAUGCCACAUUCAAUCUCUCAAACAACUUAUUCUUUGGAACUCUAAAUAUUUCGGCUAAGAAGUUUAGAAUGAUUGAUCUGUCUGGUAAUUAUUUGGAAGGCGAGGUGCAAGGUGUUAGUCUUAGUAAUGUUAGUUUAGCUAGGAAUUGCCUGGAGGAUGUUCCAAAUCAGAGGGAUGUUAGUGUUUGUAGAGUGUUUUAUGAGAAGAGAAAUUUACCCUUUCCAUCAAAUUCGACAAUGGAAAAAUCUUCCAGAAAGAAACUGAUAUUCAUACUGGUAGGUGUAUUUGGUGGACUUGGCUUUAUUUUGCUUCUGGCAUUGGUCCUCAUACUGUUCUUAAAACUAUGUGGCAAUCAUAAAAGCUUGGAAGUUCAAAGGGGAACCGAAAGUGGAGGGCCUGUUCCAGUAGGGGAGAGUCCUGUGCCGCCUAAAGACCUUGCAUUCCACAUUGCUGUCGGGGAAUCAUUUACUUAUGAGCAAAUUCUCAAGUUGACUGGUAAUUUUGCUGAAGAAAAUGUCAUCAAGCAUGGUCAUUCUGGAGACCUCUUCUGGGGAGUAAUGGAAAAUGGAGCUACUGUUGUCAUCAAAAAGGUAGAUUUGAGUUUGUUCAAGAGAGAAUCAUAUGUUGUGGAGUUGGAAUUAUUAAGCAAGGUUUCACAUGCAAGAUUGAUCCCAAUCUUGGGACAUUGCUUGGAGAAUGACAAUGAGAAAUGUAUAGUUUACAAGUAUAUGCCAAAUGGAGAUUUGGCAAGUUCUUUGCAGAGAGUCACCGAUGCAGAUGGUAAAUCGAAGUCCCUUGAUUGGAUCACGAGAUUGAAAAUCGCUACAGGAGCUGCCGAAGGCCUUGCUUAUCUACAUGAUUGCAGCCCUCCCCUCGCUCACAGAGAUGUUCAAGCUAGCAGCAUACUUCUUGAUGAUAAAUUUGAGGUGCGACUUGGAAGUUUGAGUGAGGUUACCACCCAAGGAGAUGUCCAUCCUGGUGUCAUGAACAGGCUGUUCAGCAAGCCAUCAUCUUCUAAUCAACCAAAUUUUGGCACAUCAUCAGUAACUUGGGCAGGUGAUGUAUAUGGUUUUGGUAAGAUUUUGCUCGAGCUUUUUUACAAGGACCCAAAGGGUGGGUUGGAAGUUUAG